UUCGGCCUGAGCUGCACCUGCACUUCCCCGCUUUUCUCACCAGGGCGAACGCCAACUCAAGAGUGACUAUUGGGUGACACUUGAUCGGCUCUUCAUGGCCUACCCGGGAUAUGGAGGAGGGUUUGGAAAUUUUAGUGGUCAGAUGCCAGAAAUGCAAAUGCCAGGAACAGGUCCAAACAUGCUCCCUGGUGGUUACUCUGGGUACCCAGCAUAUUCAGACAAUUAUUCUUCAGCUGAUGAUGCUAUGUGGAAUUAUUUCACUGCUGUUGCUGGACAGGAUGGUGAAGUGGAUGCUGAGGAACUUCAGAAAUGUUUGACACAGUCUGGAAUCAGUGGAACUUAUUCUCCUUUCAGUUUGGAAACCUGCAGAAUUAUGAUUGCCAUGUUGGAUAGAGAUUACACAGGAAAAAUGGGGUUUGAUGAAUUCAAGGAGCUUUGGGCAGCUCUUAAUGCCUGGAAACAGAACUUCAUGACCAUUGAUCAAGACCGAAGUGGCACAGUAGAGCAUCAUGAGCUGAGUCAAGCCAUUGCUAUUAUGGGCUAUAGGCUGAGUCCUCAAACGUUAACUGCUAUUGCUAAACGUUAUAGUAAGAAUGGCAGAAUUUUCUUUGAUGAUUACGUUGCUUGCUGUGUGAAGCUUCGAGCAUUGACAGAUUUCUUUAGGAGAAGAGACCACUUGCAACAAGGGUGUGUGAACUUAAUUUAUGAUGACUUUUUGCAGGGGACCAUGGUAAUUUGAAUGCCUUGUAUUUGAAAGCAGAAGAAAUACUGUGAAUUCGUUUGCUUGGAAGAAGUGAACUGGACUAACUUAAAUUAAAACUUUGGGUACUUUUUGUGAUCCUACUUGUUUAAUAUUUUCCCUAACUAUGUGUUUUUCUUUAAUCCAUAGUUCAAAGCAAGAAAAGAUAGAGAUAGAUAGGUUUUUUUUUCAAAAGUUAUCAUUUUGCAAAUAUCUGCACACUAUUGUAGGAUAUUGGCACAGAAUUAAUUGGUGUCAAAACGUCUUACCCUUAAUUUUUAACAGUGAAAACCUAGAGGAAUGUACUAAUGAAAUUAUGUAAGAUUAUGUAAAGAAGCCAAGUGACUAAAGCUUAGAUAAAUUUAUACUUAUAUGAGAUACAGAUUACACUUUUGAAUUAUAUUUGUAGAGGUAGGUGUUUGAGGGUCAGCUAGAAGGGAUUUUGUGCCAUCACAUAAUCAAAAAACAUAACCUUUUAGGUUUUUGCCUAUGAAGAAGAAAAUUGCAGUUACUACAAAUGUAUCCUAAUUUGAAUCUAUAGAAAAAACUACAGUAGGCAUUGCUUUUCCUUUUUAAAAUUUUUUUGCACUGCAUAUUUUUCUUCAAUAUAUUUUACUGUCUACUGUGAAAUAAAAAGUUCUUUAAAAACCAGAUUUUCCUUCUGCCUUGUAUUUCAUUAGUGAAAACAUACAUAACCUGAAAUUUCAUUUUUCUCUAAGUCUAGAUUGGGGGAAUGACACAUUUUUGAGAAAUCGUCAACUUUUAAAUUUGUUGUUAAACUGAGUUGCUAUUAUUAGUUAACUGUUUAUAAAGUUCUAAAUCAAGUAAGCUAUGCCUCUAUUUAGAUAUUACAAAGUUGUAAGUUUGGCUUAUUUGACUACAUUAGCAAGUGGCUUUAAUAUUAGCAAAUCAAUAACUAUUCUGUAUAUCUUUGUAAUAUGGGUUAUUGGGUAUAGGAGACACCACAACAACAUUUCUUGGUGGUUUUACCACAGAAAUUAUAAAGCAGAGUCACCAAUUUCUUAACAUUGAGAUCCCUGGCAUAAGCUGUCGUAAUUAGUGUAGUUUCUUUCUUGGCAAACAACCUAAGUCUUUCUUAAUGAAGAUUUAAUAAACCACAUGUUUUUCUCACACUUUAUCUGAACAUCUUCCAGCCUGAAGGUUACUAUAAAUUGAUAUAAUUUUAGUCUGGCUGGUGACCAAAUUAACAUACAGUUUUUUAAAAACUCCAUAUUUUGUAAAGGAUGGAAGAUGGGUGGUAGUCCAUCUUGGAAAAAAACCCUCUUAUAAAUGAAUAGAAAAUCACCUUUUACUUUUAAAAAUCAUAGAAAGGAAGAAAUGUAUAGUUAUUUGACAUUGAUAGUUUUUUAUAAUUUGCUGUCAAAUUCACUUAGUUUGAUAAGAAUGGGUCAAAAAUAAUCCGUAUAGUUUUGUCCUCUGGCUGUUAUUUUAUUUUUCAUGGACAUAUAUUUAUUAAUGUGAGAGGACAUUACCUGAGUCAUAACAAUACAGAAGUAUAAUUUUAAAAGUUGCAGGAAAAAGAAACCAGAUAGUGUGAUCAUUCAUGUUGAAUAAUGGUAAUGAUAUAACCCAGGAACUUGGAACCUUAACUUAUAGGUGAUACAUUAUCAAGUUAGUAUGCUGUUCUGUGGUCAGUUAUGAUAGUGUUCCUAACUUGGAGGCUCACAGUUGGGGUAAAACUUUGAAUUUAACAUACACUAUUGUUCAUAAAGGUUCUGCCAAAUGACCCUUGUAUUAGAACUCUUCACACAAUUCCCUAACUCAUUCUUUUUUAAAGAUGCUUCUAUGCAGUUUGGUGUUGAGAGAUGCGAAGUUUCCAUGGCCAAACAUAAUUGGAAAUUCUCAUCUUCAGGGAGUUUAAUAACAUACAUUAGCAUAUGAAAAUAUGCAUAGGUACAUAUGGUUAUGUCAAAUUAUCAUGGUUUGACUCAGGUUAUUCCAAAAUGUUGACCACAGAACCCUUUUUUCUAGCAAAACCUAUAUUCCAUUCUGAUCUAGCUUCAUCAUCAGGCAAUGCUUUUAUAUUAUAAUCAAAUUAACAAUCUUAUAAACACAUUAGGCAGAGAGAAUCUUUUAUCAGGAUUUUUGUAUAGAAAUGCAGUUCACUUUUUUGAUGCUGUUAACAUAAUUAAUGUGAACAGAUAUCUUUUUUGUUUUAUGAUGGACACAAUUGCAAUGUAAAUAGUGUGUGAUAGUUUGUAUUGGUUAACUUAUACCCCAAUUGUGAUGAUGUAAAUUACUGAAUAAUGUACACUCUUAAUGUAUAAGUGCUUUUAUUUAUACAGUAAACAUGUUUCCAUGUCAUUUUGAGAAUUUUUUUAAUAAACAUUCAAAUAGCUUGCUGUAAA
Molecule: messenger RNA, 3108 nt
Organism: Marmota flaviventris (yellow-bellied marmot)
Lineage: Eukaryota; Metazoa; Chordata; Mammalia; Rodentia; Sciuridae
Gene: Gca
Product: grancalcin
Molecular function (GO): calcium ion binding
Source: RefSeq, a predicted model, not a curated record